AUGCCUUCUACCCGUAUCCAAUCCGUUGCCGUUCAGUCAAGCACCCAGCCUAGCACCGUUCACCACAACCAGAGUAAUCCAGCAGCCGACGUCGACAGGGACGUGUCCUCGAUCCUCAAGGCGGUGCGGGCCUUCGAGCAUAACCGCCAGCGAGCGAAGAAAGCAGAGGACCAUGCCAGAACCAAGGUGAAGAAGGAGAGGAGCAAGAUCCUGCCCGAGCCUGUGAAGAGCACCGGUGGCAAGGCAGGCGCGGGGGGGAAGGGGUCGAGGAAGACAAAGCCUAUCGGCACGUGGGACGAAGCGGACGUGGUGGUCGGCGCUGAGGACGCAACCGUCGUGUCUUCGCCUGCGAAGUCGUGGGCUGCGAACCUGAUAAGGCCCGAGAAGACGGAAGUCAAGCUUGCGGACUUGAUCAGUGCGAACCGCAAGUCGUCCAGGCCCCGAGACUCUGACUUCGAGAUGAUACCCCACGUCCCGUCCGUCAUCGUCCUCGACGACACCUUCCUUAUUGAAGAGGAAACGUCCAACGCGGGUCCUGACGAACCUUGGGAACACAUCCUCAGCGUCGAGGACGAGGAUGCGAAGGCCAAUGCUCCUUCCUACGCCCAGGUGGUGUCGCAAUCGCAGUAAAUCACAUUCAUAUUCAUGCAGAAGCAGGGGCCGCCUGGCAGUAGUCAACGCGGAUGGACUCAUCUAUGGUAUGGGACUUCAGAUAAUCUUGGACGAUUGACCGGAGGGAGGACAGGAUCGGGAGGAUAAUGGACUGAUGAUAAUGCAGAGAUACAACUAAUAGCAAUGUACAAGUUAACGCCCCUAUGACCAUGUAACAUGAUAUACACAUACCUAUGAUUUUGUAUAGAUGCCCUCCGAG
Gloeophyllum trabeum ATCC 11539 is the source of this 871-nucleotide messenger RNA. RefSeq lists its product as uncharacterized. The coding region runs from base 1 to 630 and encodes 209 amino acids. NCBI's taxonomy places the organism in Eukaryota, Fungi, Basidiomycota, Agaricomycetes, Gloeophyllales, Gloeophyllaceae. The transcript has 2 exons. The record is from RefSeq and is a predicted model, not a curated record.